Messenger RNA from Acaulospora colombiana, 1152 nucleotides. Lineage: Eukaryota; Fungi; Glomeromycota; Glomeromycetes; Diversisporales; Acaulosporaceae. The record is from the annotation of a GenBank genome assembly.
AUGCGUCGCAAGCAUGAUCAAGAAGGGCUUUUAACUAUGGCAAAUAAGGGUCCAAAUACCAACAACUCUCAAUUUGUCAUAACCGUUGUUAAAGCAAUUGAAAGUACGCCAACAGAUGAACACGAUAGACCUAUUGGAAUUGUUAUGAUAGCACAAUGUGGAGAGUUGGAGUUGAAGUUACCUCCUAAUUUAAAGGUGGUUAAAGAAAAAGGAAACAGAAAAACUGAGGAGGGAGAGGAAUCAUCUCCAAGUUCAUCAGAAUCCGAAGACAGCAAGAAAAGAAAGAGUCGCAAGAGGCCAUCCAAAAGGUCGCCAUCGAAAUCGACUGAUUCAGAGAGUGAGUCUAGUGACUCUGAAGAAGACCGUCGCAAAAAGAAGAAGGAUAAAAAGCGAAAGAAAAAAAAAUCUUCAAAAAAGAAGCGUAAAGAAAAGAAAAGAAAGAGAAGCCCGAGCAGUUCACGUAGUCGAAGCGUUAGUAUAGAAAGAAAACGUAGUGAAUCUAGAUCUCCUAUUAAGGAAGUAACUAAUCCUGACGAUGACGCAUACAUAAAACCAACGAAUGGUAAUGGUGAAAAGCAGGAAAGAUCUCGAUCAAAAACUCCGGUCAUUCGUCGUAAUUCUCGUUCAUUAUCUCGGUCCAGAUCUCCUCGUCAGAAAUCUCGUUCCAGGUCUCGUUCAAUAGGACGUUCUGUUUCUAGAUCACGUAUUCGUCGUCGCAGGAUGGAUAAACACGAAGUCGUGACCCAAGUCAAAAUCGUAAUCAAAACCGCAGUAGAGACAGGAGUCGAGGUCGGUAUAGAAUUCGCAGUCAGGAGCGCAGUCACAGUAGGGACUCGGCUCGCGGUAGAAGCGGCGAAAGAAAUACUGCUAAAAAUUAUGAACGGACCGGAAGUCCUAGUCGCGACAAAGAGUCAUCCCCCAAAAGGUACCAAAGUCAGAGUAAAGAUCGGGAUGAAAAAGUCAAUCACAGUAAAAGUCCGAACCGAGUCAGAAAUCGUAGUCACUCUCAAGAACGAAAGGAUAAAAAUGAAAGACCGCAUGACAGAUCACGUAAACAUGGCUCAGAUGCAACUAAUGAUCUCGCUUCAGAUAGAAAUAGGUCAAAGUCUAGAUCUCCGCCUGUUAAAUACAAAGGCAGAGGAAGAUUGGUAA